Molecule: messenger RNA, 2904 nt
Organism: Psylliodes chrysocephalus
Lineage: Eukaryota; Metazoa; Arthropoda; Insecta; Coleoptera; Chrysomelidae
Source: the annotation of a GenBank genome assembly
UCUCAGUUCUAUUGUAACCGCGCGACAGUCAGCACGCCAGUAGCGGCUCGGCGCGUCAUGUGUAGGGUACACAAUACCCGCGUAUAUUCGCUGAAUUUUCGUUUGCCACUGCCUUUUCGUUUUAAGGGCUAUUCGGCGAUACUGUGGUGGUGUUUGUUGUGGGAUUCGAUUUUCGGAUGUGAGGGGCUUGUGCACCGUCGAUCUGGGGAGCACGGUUGGGGACAGUUCGAUUAUCAUACGUACCCUCAUCCUGGGAAAACACCAAUUCAUUCCAGCGAAAUUAUGGCGGAAGUCGUCAAUAGAUUGGGACUGAAUUUGCUAGCAAUUCACAAUGAACACAACGAAAAUAAUAUUGCCAUAUCGCCCUAUGGGGCACUAACUAUACUAGUAGCCCUGGGAGAAGGUCUCCAAGGAGAAUCGGUCAACGAGUUACAAACAGCUGCACAAAUACCAAAUGAUAUUUCUACAAUUAGAGUUGGACUUAGGGAUAUUCACCGCCAUCUCAAGAGUUAUUUCAUCCCAGCUGAAGGUUUCUUAGCAGGGCUCACGCUUAACAAUCACAAUGUAUCUUUAAAACAUGGUUAUAAAGAAAUUUUAAAAUUUUACGGCUUUGACAUCAUGUCAUUCAAUAAUGCGCUGUACCCAGAUCCUCCGACAACAAAAAAAGCAACGACUACUACCACGACAGAAAGGAUUUUUUGGGAAUUGACCAUGAAAACGACACCAACAUUUAUUUUAAUGCCUACUAUUGAACCUGAAUCAAAUUCCGAAGAAUCUUCAGAAACGAAUUCACUUACCACAAAUACCAAAGAUUUUACUUUAUUUACAAUUGCUAAAGAUACCACUACUACGAAAUCUCCUGCUUCGACUACAACUACUAAAGAAUCUACCAUAACUACCAAAGAAAGCGUUCGUACAAAAUCUCCUGUAAUUACCACAACUGCCAAAGAAGAAACUACUACAGAAUAUGUUGUACCUACGACGAUUACCAAAGACAUCACUACUUUUAAAUCUGUAGAAAGUAUUCCUUUUACUGAAAAGAGUACUGUACAAUAUACAACAAUCGAGACAACCACUAAAAUACCCACAAUCACUAGUACAAUAACUACUCCAAAACAAACUACUGAAAUCACAGAAAGUACGCCUACUACCAACGCUAACGAGAAGCUGACGGUUAGUACAGAAAAUCACAGCGAUGCAAAAGAAACUUCAAAAACAAGUACCAGUCUAGAUAGUACUACAACAGAAAUAACAACUGUUCAAGGAAUUACUUCAACUAUAGAAACUGUUACAGAGGAAUUAAGUACUAUACAAGUUGCAGAGAGUUUUACCGAAAACGAUGCGAGUACUAAACAGGAAGAAAAUACAGAAAAGCAAAUUGACUCUACCAUCACAACGAUAGGUUAUGUCGAUAGUUCUUCAGAAACUACUACCACCACGAUGUUGCAAACAACAGAAUCUGAUGAUAAAGAGUCAAAAACUACAAUUACUAAAAAAGCAGAACGAAAAACAAUGCCCACUACAGUAACAAUGCCCACUACAGAAACAAUACCCACUACAAAAACAAUGCCCACUACAGAAACAACUUUGAAAACAACUACAGAAAUCAUUACAGAAACAACUACAUUAUUAUCAUAUCCUUACCCCGAAGCUUCUUCGCCACCUACCACAGCUAUUCCAGUAGCAGUAAUGGAUGAGAAUGAAGUCGAUAAUGUAGAAGGUAUAAUGGAGGAUCCAAAGAGUGAUAAUAAAAAUUAUAAAAAAGAAAUUCGAAAACGAAGAUCAAUUUUAGAUUACAUCAUAGCUCAAUACCAUGAUAACCAGCGAGCUCAUGAUGAGAACUACUCCCUGAACCAUCCAUACUUACCUGAAAAUGUUCAAGAAGACUACAUGGAGACUCAAACGCGACCAAGCUUUCCUUCAAACCAUCCAUACGCAUCUUUAUAUCAUCAAGGAGACGACUUUCUGGUGACUCCAAACCGACCAAGCUUUCCUUUAAACCACCCAUACACAUCUUCAAAUCUGGCUACUCAAACGCUAUCAUACUUUUCUACAGACUAUCAAUACUUACCUCUUUCACAAGACAGCUACAAUCUAGCGAUUGAAACUAGACCAAACUUAGAUUUUCCAGAAGGCUACAAGCCUGUUCACACGCGUCCAAGCUUUAUUGUUGAUGGCAAAUAUAAGGAUUAUAGCGUAGACUUCACGAAGUAUGAUGCGAUUUUGCCAUAUUUAUAUAUACCACAUCUCAAAGCGGGAGCUGUUAGUUUCCCUCUUGAUAGCGAGAUGUAUUACUUACUUUUGCUGCUACCUGACAGUAUGAAUGGAGUGGAUAAAUUGAUAUGCGAUUUAAGAUUGGAUGGUAAUUUGAAGAGUAUCGUAAAUGGAUUGAGAAAUCGGCGUGUGACUGCGACUAUGCCUAAUUUUAAGCUGAACGGAUAUGUUAAUUUAACGCCGAGUUUACAAAAGCUGGGUAUCAGAAGAGUCUUUGAACCAAAUCAAGCUGACUUUUCGCGGAUGACUAGCGUAGACGACAUUUAUAUUACAAAUAUAGAACAAGCGAUAACUGUAAAUAUAAAAAACUAUGGAAAUGCUGGUGCUAUUAACAACAGAAGAGAGUACACGAAAGAAUAUCCGAUUGACAUCAAUGUAAUCCACCCCUUUUUGUAUUUCGUGAUGGACAGCGAAUACCAUGUUGCUUUAAUGGCGGGAAAAAUAGUCAAUCCUCUUAAUACGAGAAUAGCGUAGAUAUACCUAUAAUUCUCCUGUCCUUAUUUUUAAACUAAUCUCAUAUGUGUUAAAAAUUGAGUAAUUUAAUGUCAAAGCCUAAGGCGACUUUGUUUUAUUAAUUAAACUACAAUUACCAGAUUUUUAAUUACGUAAGACACAUUAAAUAAGGACAGA